Carya illinoinensis is the source of this 1614-nucleotide messenger RNA. RefSeq lists its product as uncharacterized. Bases 1 to 1614 code for a protein of 537 amino acids. The transcript is spliced from 3 exons. The record is from RefSeq and is a predicted model, not a curated record. NCBI's taxonomy places the organism in Eukaryota, Viridiplantae, Streptophyta, Magnoliopsida, Fagales, Juglandaceae.
AUGGCCUUAUUCCAAAUGAAUCCACUAGGGUCCCCUGGCCCUGAUAGAUUUCCUGCACAAUUCUAUCAGAAAAAUUGGGUUGUGGUAAGGAAAGAUGUUUGCUAUUUUGCUCUCCAAGUCCUGAACCACAAAGGAUCUCUGAAUGAAGUGAAUGAUACUUACAUUACCCUUAUACCAAAGGUCAAAAAUCCAAGGAAGGUGGUAGAAUACAGGCCUAUAAGCCUUUGCAAUGUGCUUUAUAAAGUAGUCUCGAAAACUCUAGCCAACAUGAUGAAACUGAUCCUCCCAAAGCUGGUUUCUGUGAAUCAAAGUGCCUUUGUCCCUGGAAGGCUCAUUUUAGACAACACUUUAUGCCUUAAUUCUGUCUCCUACUCAAUCUUGAUUAAUGGAGAGCCUCAACAGAAGUUUAAGCCUACUGGAGGAAUUUGCCAAGAAGACCCAAUAUCCCUAUACAUUUGUAUCCUCUGUGCUGAAACCUUAUUAGCAUUACUACACAAAGCUGAAGAGAGGGGGGACAUCACUAAUGUACCAAUUGGUAGAGGAUCCACAAGAGUAAGUCACCUAUUCUUUGCAGAUGACAGUUUACUGUUCUGCCAAGCAUCCCCCAUGGAACUCUCAAAUAUCAUGGCCAUUUUGGACACUUAUGAGCAUGCCUCAGGACAAGUACUUAAUAGAGACAAAUCAUCAGUCUUUUUCAGCAAGAAUACUAAGAAAGAGAUGCAGGCCCAUGUUCUACAACAUAUUGGAAUGAAAUCCACUGGGACCUUUGAGAAAUGCCUCGGUCUACCAGCUAUCUUGGGAAGAAUUAGAGUUAUAGCAUUCCACUCCUUUAUAGACAAAACUUGGUCACAUAUUGUAAACUGGAAAACCAACCAGUUUUCCUCAGCAAGCAAAGAAAGUCUACUCAAAGCAGUGCUCCAAGCCAUUCCACUUUACUCAAUGGCAAAAGAGAAGGGAGGCCUCGGUUACAAGGACCUCAAAGCUUUCAACCUGGCAAUGCUUGCCAAGCAAAGUUGGAGAAUGAUACAAGAUCCUUCCUCACUUGUUUCCAGAGUAUUAAAACAGAAGUAUUUCAAUGCAGGGGAACUUUUGGAUGCCAAACUAGGAGCUGGUCCCUCCUUUGCUUGGAGAAGUAUCAUAGCUGGAAUGCAUACCCUCAAAACAGGCCUUAUGUGGAGAAUGGGUGAUGGGUGCAGCAUCAACAUCUGGACUGCAAAGUGGAUUCCAUCCCUUCCUCACUUCCAAGUGAGUACUCCCAGAGAACCUGAUUACUGGUGUGAAAAAGUGUGUGAUCUGUUAGAACCAGGACAGAGGAGAUGGAAUGAAGAACUCCUAAUGGAGAUGUUUUCAGAAGAGGAAAUCAAGGCUAUAACCUCCAUACCAAUCAGUGCUAGAGGCAGGGAAGAUAGACUUACUUGGCAUCUUACUAACAAUGGCCUAUAUUCUGUAAAAAGUGGAUACCACCACCAAAAACAACUAGAGGUAGAAGAAUUGGGGGAGAAUUCACACAAACAGAUGGAAAUAAGAGUGUGGAAAAGGCUAUGGAAAAUGAAAGUGGCCCCUCCGUCAAGCAUUUCACAUGAAGAGCAUGCAAAGAAGCACUACCCACCCUAG